This is a messenger RNA of Phaedon cochleariae (mustard beetle), 489 nucleotides long. The record is from the annotation of a GenBank genome assembly. Lineage: Eukaryota; Metazoa; Arthropoda; Insecta; Coleoptera; Chrysomelidae.
AUGAUAAAGGGGCUAUCAAAUACAAUCCAAGAAAUCAGAGGCGAGGGUAUCGAGCCAAUUCUCGAAUUCGCUUCCCAAACCUCGAAAGAUCUUGGCAUUGAUGAUUAUUUUCCUGAAAAAAGGCGAAAGACAGUAAACAAACGACUUGAGGACUUAGAAACACAGUCCAGAGAGGACAACACUUGCUACCUAACUGCAGAAGAAGAAUUUAAAAGAGAACUUAACUUAGUACACGAUCGAAUUCUAGCAGAGCUGAAGGAGAGAUAUGAAACAUUGGAGAUACUAUCAUCGGACUUCUACUUUCUAACUGGACCAGCACUAAAAAAUGAACCAUUGAAUGUGUUGAAGAGACAUGUUGCAGAUUUUGGUCUAAAAUACUCUUCAGACGUUGAUGUUGUGGAACUAUCCAACGAAAUUGAGACAUUUGAAAAUCAAGCAAAAGAACUCGUUGAGAAAGAUCUAGAGAAAGCAACCCCAUGGAUCUGCUAA